CGCCCUCCUUUAACUUCAAUAUUCAACUCAAUAGUCUCAGUGCUACACCUGUUACCUAAACUAAAACCGUCCGACUUUCAGGGCUGAUCUGAAUCUUGAAAGAUAACACCAAUACCUUACCAUGAUAAACAUCAAACGAUUGGGCGAAUGAUGAUGAUGAGAAACGAAGAGAACUCUCCUGCUCAGCAAUGUCUAUCCAGCAUUUGCCGGAGCAUGUCAUUGCCCAGAUCAAGUCGUCUACCACCAUAACUUCGCUUAAUAGUGUUGUAUAUGGCUUGGUAAAGAAUUCGCUGGAUGCUGACGCAACUAAAAUUACCAUAUCUAUCGAUUACACUCGAGGCAAUUGCUCUGUUGAGGAUAAUGGCUUGGGAAUUCCACCGAGCGAAUUCAAGUCCACUGGUGGGCUAGGCAAAUUGCAUUAUACGUCUAAAUUCCCUGCUCGUAAAGAUAUCCACGGUCGGCAUGGUACCUUUGUAGCAUCAGUGGCUGCUUUAUCAUUACUCUCCAUUACGUCUCAUCACCAUAGCUAUCAUUCUCACAACACAAUCAAAAUCCACAACGCUGAAGUCUUGGCACGGCAUAUCCCUGCGUUGCCGGAACAAAGGUUGUUAAGUUUCCCUCAUGGGACUCGAACUACUGUCCGGGACCUCUUUGGGUCGAUGCCGGUGAGAGUCAAGCAGAGGGCCAUCGACGCUGAGAGAGGUAUCCAUGCUAAGGAUUGGGAACGACUAAAACGCGGCCUUGUAGCCUUGUUACUCGCUUGGCCAGGCCAGGUCUCUGUAUCACUUCGAGACUCUAUAGACCAGCGCACUUUUGCGAUCCGAAUACCUGUGGAGUCCUCAAUGAUCCAGAACGAGAAAAAUGAAAUUAUUGGCCUUACCACUCGUGUUUCGAGAGUAUUAUUCCAAGCUCAGCUAUGUGAUGAUCAUUCUCGAGAUCUAUGGGUCCCCCUUACAGCAUCGGCAGGUUCAGUUUCCGUCGUAGGGGCAAUAUCGCUAGUUCCAAUAAUAUCUCGACAGGUGCAGUUUAUCAGCAUAGGCAUUCAACCGGUGUCUAAUGAACACGGCUCAAACGUCCUUUACGAAGAGAUCAAUCGAUUAUUUGCAAAUUCUAGCUUCGGUGUAGAAGAAGUCGCCGGCAAUCUCGAUGAGGAUGAACAAAAUAGGCGAGCUAAGGAUCGUCGAUUCAAAGCAGACGGGUACACCAACCAGGAACUUCGGGGUAGGAAAGGGGUUGAUCGAUGGCCCAUGUUCUAUAUCAAAAUUAAUCUUGAAGAACAGGCACCCCGACUUGCUAGUAAUGACGUGGAUGAAAUCUUCAAUGAACGCCACCAGGAUUUACAGGCAAUCGUCGAUAUUAUAACUGCAGUAAUCUAUGAAUUUCUCAAGGCGCAUCACUUUCGCCCAAGAUAUUCCAGGCCUCGCAAGGUUUUAUCAUCUAAACAAUCGAACUCUCGGGAUAGGCAUAGUAAAUCAGUAUCUAGGAGCUCCACCCCAAGAGAGGAUUCUAAAACAGGCCGCAUUCGUACACCUCGAAACCAUUCAUCCGUUGGAGAUUUGGCCAUUACUAGGUUGAAUCUUGCUCCUAGUAACUCUGGACUACGACCUGAAUCUCCAUUCGAUUCAUGGACACGUAUUAAGUCGGGACAACCUCAGUAUGCUCAUCUGUAUGAGAAGGCCACCUCGGACCAACAAGAAGCUGAAGAGUGUGGUCAUAGCCGAACCCCCAUGACAGGGUCUUUAUGCACAGGGGACGAUGACGAUAUAGAAAACACCCCUCUCGUUGCUCCGGAUGGCGCGCUGUUACGUUUUCCUUUCCCUGACGUCGAAAUGAGCGUGCCUGAAAUUAGCCAGAAGAGCACCCCCGAAAAGGAGGACCUAGAUGAGGGAUCAUCGUUAAUUGAAGAAAAUGCGGGAAUCUCGUGGACCAAUCCAACGACCAAAGAAACCUUUUCUAUCGAUGACCGGACUGGCCUGGUGCUACAGCCUCAAAUGAAUGCGACUGAAAUGCCGCGUGCUAGCCGUUUACCGUUGAGAAAGAAGCUACGCACAAACACCAGACCAGUUCCUAGAGACGAGAGGAGCAAAUGGUUAGGCGAUCUCUUGUCAUCCUGGGAAAAUCCUGUAUUUCCGUCACAUGAGCCACCAAUCCCCGUUGCCUUUGAUGAAGCAAAGACGUUGGCCCUAGUAACGAAGGCAUCAGGCGACUGUUUUCAUGGGUGCGAAUCGAAGUCGGUAGACUUUGCACAGGCCUCUCACAAUAUCGAGGGUCGACUAUCUAAAGAUGAUUUACGGAAUGCCAAUAUCAUAGCCCAGGUCGACAGAAAGUUCAUAUUAACAAAAGUUCCUUUGUCCUCCAACCCACCCAAUCCAGGUAAAAGUAAAGUGGGUGAAACAUCAUUACUCGUCAUGAUUGAUCAACAUGCCGCGGAUGAACGGUGUCGGGUUGAAGCCUUAAUGAAGGAUUAUUUCGUGGUUCUGGAAGAUGAUGGUAUUUCUCCGAUGGAGGAACGCCACCAGUCGAUCUAUGCCCAAUCAUUGCCGUUGGAGAAGCCCAUCAUCUUCGACGUCUCCCGUCAGGAUAGUCGUCAACUCGAACGCUCCAAGGAGUAUUUCACGCAUUGGGGGGUUCUAUUUGAAGUCAAUUCGGCAUCAAAACCAAAGUCCGAGGGGAAAGGAGGGGCGAAAUUGAAUGUCCUUGGGUUGCCGCCGAGCAUAUCUGAAAGAUGUCGUGCGGAACCCCGUUUACUUAUCGAGUUAUUGAGGAAAGAAGCAUGGAAAUUUGACGAGCAAAGCCACGGUGUCUUACGGUCCACGCAAACGGAGGAGGAGCAGGGGAAUGAUGAUAACACUACCGAAUUACACUGGCUCGCUAGGCUUCAUGGAUGUCCCCACGGCAUCCUAGAAAUGAUUAACUCGAGGGCAUGCCGCAGUUCCAUAAUGUUCAACGACGUGCUUUCCCACGAGGAAUGUGUCGACCUGGUUAAGCGGUUAGCGGACUGCACCUUGCCUUUCCAAUGUGCCCAUGGAAGACCAUCAAUGGUACCGCUGGUCGAUAUAGGAAGUAUCCCAAUGGGCAUGGAUGAUGUUGGGAAGCAUAAAGGUAGUUUUGGCGAGGAGUUUAGGAGGUGGAAAUCUAGCAGAUCAAAUUAAUAGUAUAUUGUAAUUGAAUGAGAUAAUCCAAGAUACCCAUUUCUAUUUCAAAGUUUCUAGACAAACCAG
Messenger RNA from Annulohypoxylon truncatum, 3221 nucleotides. RefSeq lists its product as uncharacterized. Gene Ontology annotation, biological process: mismatch repair. The record is from RefSeq and is a predicted model, not a curated record. Bases 189 to 3152 code for a protein of 987 amino acids. The transcript has a single exon. Gene Ontology annotation, cellular component: mismatch repair complex. Gene Ontology annotation, molecular function: ATP binding; ATP hydrolysis activity; ATP-dependent DNA damage sensor activity. NCBI's taxonomy places the organism in Eukaryota, Fungi, Ascomycota, Sordariomycetes, Xylariales, Hypoxylaceae.